GUAUUUUCGGAUCCAUGGGAUCCUUCGUCUUUACCGACCACCAGCAGCAGCAGCAGCCGGGGCUGCAGGUCCCCCCCGAAUGUUCCGCCGACAAGAAUGGACUCAAUGCGAUGCUCUUCCUAGGCCAAAUCCACACCAGUCCUCUGCUGUCCCGCCCAAUGGGUCCAAUAGGUCACGCUCACCCCAUCCACCUUCCCUCCGAAGGGGGAUUCAGAUGGCAGAUUCAAUGCUGUGCCACAGAUGGCUUCGAUGGGACCACCCCCCGUGUUGAGCUCCCUCUGGACAGGCGCGCCGCCUGGUUCUCGUCUCCGUCCCGCAGCGUGCGGAGGAGUCGCUCGCAGUCGAUCUCUGCUCCGGCCUCGCGUAGCUCCGGCAACGGCAGUUCCGGAUACUUAUCCCUCAGCAUCUGGCGUACCUGCGCGUUCCGAUAGCUGUCAAUGUCCAACUGUGGUUGUUUCAGGAAAAGUCGGAUCAG
Drosophila miranda is the source of this 475-nucleotide messenger RNA. RefSeq lists its product as uncharacterized. The transcript is spliced from 2 exons. The record is from RefSeq and is a predicted model, not a curated record. Bases 15 to 431 code for a protein of 138 amino acids. NCBI's taxonomy places the organism in Eukaryota, Metazoa, Arthropoda, Insecta, Diptera, Drosophilidae.